Messenger RNA from Sordaria macrospora k-hell, 3558 nucleotides. RefSeq lists its product as uncharacterized. Gene Ontology annotation, molecular function: protein binding. Lineage: Eukaryota; Fungi; Ascomycota; Sordariomycetes; Sordariales; Sordariaceae. The record is from RefSeq and is a predicted model, not a curated record.
AUGCCCUCCGUCUACUCAACCGUCUUUCAGAACGUUAUCCGCUCCGGAUUCUCAAAGUCCUUCACCCACGGCUACGCCCAGUCAUUCGUAGCUGCCACCCAUCACAAUGUUCUAAACCCCCAGAACAGGCCAUCCUUUGCUCGGCGUAGCAGCACGAGAUUGGGUGGCCGCCUCUCCAAGCUCGGUCUUCAGGAUGCUUUCCGCACCAGCAGCAACCUGAACGCUGGCACUUCCGUCGAGGUUCGCCAUGACAACAAGACGACGGCCCUCCCCAGCAAUGCCGGUCUUCUGGAUGCCUACUAUGAGCAGCUGCAAAAGUCGCAGGCUGCCCAAGAGGCUGGAGAAGAACAAGAUCAGGAAUGGGUUCAGUUCCAGUUCCCAAAGCUUAUCGAGUGGAAGCCAACAGCUGCUUCCGUCCUCGCUCAGGGAGACGCACAUACACUCGCUUUGGCUGCCGACGAAGUUGCCCAACUAGAUGAUGGCGUCUCCCGGGUUCCGGCAGAGGCUGAGGCCGCCCUCGCUCACAUCAACGCUAGAAUCGAAGAGGAGAUCGAGGUUCGGAAACAGCUAGAGGCCGUCGAGGAGGAACUCGAGUCUCUUCGGGCCACUUCGCCCGCCCUUGCCGAAAAGCUGGAGGAAGAGAUUCGAUCCCGAUCCCGCACUCCGGCCUCUCACCUGCGCACCCCCGCCAGCGUCGCCCGGUCUGCCACUCCUCCGCUUGACGCUCAAUCUAUCAGCUACGCCGUCCACCUCACCAAGCUCUCCGAGGCUGCCCGCUAUGCCGAGAUUCCUGCCGUGUUCGAGGGCAUGCUGCUCGCUAACAUCCAGCCUAUUGCGACCGCCUACAAUGCCCUCCUCAUGGCUGCUAUUCACCUUCCCUCGGAGAAAUCCGAGAUUGUGUCCAAGGCCCUGGAUGUCUACGCUGAUAUGCUCAAGCGCAAGGUAUCUCCUGACAGUGAUACCUACAACAUUCUCGUUGGCUUGCUUGCCUCUCGCUCGCUCGAGGUGUUUGCUUCCAAGAGUCUUCUUCAGGAUAAGCGUCUCCGCUUCGGUGGCAUGGACGAGCCUGGCAAGUUCAUGUUUGUCUCUCAGGAGCUCGAUUAUGCCAUCCUUUGUGAGGACGAUCGUCUGGACUUGGCUUUGAGGCUAUUCCAGUCUUCCAUGAAGUCUGACAAGGCUGCCUACUCUUCCGAGACUUAUCACCAACUUAUCUCUGCUUGUGCUCAGUCUGGUCGGGUGUCGGACAUGCUUCACCUGUUUGAGCAUCUGGAGGCGAACCGGGUAACUCCGUUCGCCGCCACCUUCCCCGCCAUGAUCACAGCAUUCGCCAACGCGGGUGAUUUGAUCAGUGCCGUCGAGUGCUACAAUGAGUACCGCAGCCUCGCCAUUGCCAACGACAAUGGCGAGCCCACUCUUCAGGAUCGCCUCGACGCCCAGGUUUAUGCUGCAGUCAUCAAUGCUUACGUUGUCUCUGACAAGCUUGAGGGCGCCAUGAAGUUCUACAAGAAGAUUGUUGAGGAGUACGACGUCAGCGUUGCGGAUAUUAAGGACGCUAUCAUCAGCGGUGGUUUCGUCAAGGGAUUCCUCGACCGCGGUAUCUACGAGGAAGCACUCCGCUGGGCCCAGAGCGUGGAGCAGGGUGCCAGGGGCCAUGUCAUGAGCCAAAUUGCCAUUGCGGCUGCCGACCAUGGCUACAAGAACGUUGCUGUUUCUGCCUUCUCCACCAUUGCCUCUCACGACGAGGCCGCCGAUCCUGCAAUUGCUUUGCUCGCCAUGAGCGUGCGCCAAGCCGAUGUUGCCAGUGCUGCCAGAUACUGGGCCGCUCUUAGCCACCCUGAGGUCAAGGCCACUUCGUCCUUCAUUGAGCCCACCGCCAUGUUCGCUAUUGCACUCAUUGGCUCCGGCCAGGUUGUCGAAGGCUUGACUGAAGCCGAGCACAUGUUCCAUCGCAUUCGCGAGAGUGCUACCGCUGAGACCAAGUCGCAGGUGGCUGAUGAGAUCGAGGAGGCUGCCGAGUUCAUUCACGAGUUCAUGGCUGCCCGCGGUGUCACUGACCCCCGUACGCUCCCAUCGCCUGUCUCAUACGCCCCUCAGACUUUCAGCGCUGCUCCGUACCCGGCUACUCCGGCCCCAUCUAUCGAGGACACCUUCGACCCAUAUGCUCACAGCACCGACUUCAAGGGCUCCGCGCUCAUCUCCGAGGAUCUUGAAGGCAAUGGUCGCAAGGGGCCCAAGUUGAACGAUGCUCUCGCUCGCUUCCGGAACAUGCGCCGUGCUGGUCGUCAUCCUCGCUACAUCACCUAUGCCAAGCUUAUCUCUGCUGCUGCCCGCGACGGCAAGAUGGAUCUUUGCUUCGACAUCCUCGCCAUGGCCCGCACCGACGUCCCACUUCUCCCUCAGUAUGCUGUCGUUCGCUACGGUUGGUCUUCGAUCCUGGAUGCCAUGGUUGGUGCCUGCCUCACCUGGGGUGACAGGGCCGGCGCCGAGCAGUACCACCAAGAGCUGCUCGCCAUGGGCUCUACUCCCUCUGCCAACACCUUCGGUCUCUACAUCACUACCCUGAAGGAGUCUACCAAGACUUUCGAUGAGGCUUCUGAAGCUGUCAAGAUCUUCCACCGGGCCAAGGCUGAGGGCGUCGAACCCAGCUCGUUCCUCUACAACGCGCUGAUCGGCAAGCUCGGCAAGGCUCGUCGCAUCGAUGACUGCCUCUUCUACUUCAACGAGAUGCGCAAGAUGGGUAUCAAGCCUACCUCUGUCACCUACGGAACCAUUGUCAACGCUCUCUGCCGCGUCAGCGACGAGAAGUUUGCCGAGGAGCUCUUCGACGAGAUGGAGGCCAUGCCCAACUACAAGGCCCGCCCCGCCCCUUACAACAGCAUGAUGCAGUUCUUCCUGACCACCAAGCGCGACAAGACCAAGGUCCUCGAGUACUUUGAGCGUAUGAAGGCCAAGGGCAUUUCCCCGACCUCGCACACGUUCAAGCUCCUCGUCGACACCCACGCCACCCUCGACCCCGUUGAUCUGACCGCCGCCGAAUCCGUUCUCGACAUGAUCCGUGCCUCCGGUCAGCAUCCUGAGCCCGUCCACUACGCCUCUCUCAUCCACGCCCGCGGCUGCGUCCUCCACGACAUGGAUGGCGCCCGCAAGGUCUUCGACUCGGUCAUCAACGAUGUCUCCAUCGCUCCCAGCCCCUGUCUCUUCCAGGCUUUGUUCGAGGCCAUGGUCGCCAACCACCACGUUGCCGAUACCGAGCCCAUUCUCGCUGAGAUGCGCGCCAGGCGCAUCGACAUGACUCCGUACAUCGCCAACACUCUUAUCCAUGGAUGGGCGGCCGAGAAGAACAUUGCCAAGGCGAAGGACAUCUACGCCUCUGUUGGUCGCGAGAAGAGGGAGCCGAGCACUUACGAGGCCAUGACCCGCGCGUUCCUCGCUGUUGAAGAGCGUGAGAGCGCCAAGGGUGUCGUGAGCGAGAUGCUCGGUCGUGGGUAUCCCAGUGCUGUUGUCAACAAGGUGCUGGAAUUGCUUGGUGGCGGUAAUGCUGAGGAGGCUUCUGCGUAG